CUCUCCCUGACAUGUGUUGCCAUUCAAUUCGAUUGCCAAACUAAACACACGUUUUUCGAGUUUGUACAAACAAUUCGAGCGUAAUUUAAAAACGUCUUGUGCAUGAAAAAAGUGACGCGUGCUACUGAACAAUUUGGAGACCGCGAAUCGAAACGUUGCUGACAGGCGGCAUCCCCAAUAGCGAGCAUCGCGAAGGGAUGGCAACACUGCAUACGCCGGCCAAGUUAUUAUGAUAUGUAAAAGGUGGACGUCGACACGUGUUUAAUAUUCGUGCAGACUCUUGAUCCGUUUCGGUCGUUGAAAAACCAGUGAAAACAUCUAGCAAAUACUUACCAAACACGCAAGUGCGGCGCAAAGCGAAAACAGUCGGCAAAAUAAGUUACCCAAGCGGUUGCAAGAGAUUCUUCAAUAUUCAGCGAAAAUGGUAUCCGGUCGUCCUCUACUCUACCUGUCACUGCCCGGUGUAGCAUUUAUACUCGGCGUCUUUUGGUUUCGUCGUAGAAAUAAAAAUCGUUUAGACAAACCCGAUGACGAGGACACGUCUACCGUGAAGGAUGCGGCAGCGGUGGAGCAGCGCAAGGUCAACGGUGUCCUGCAGAAUGGCAAGCAGCCACAGCCAGUGGCCAGCAAGUCGAUGAACAUCAAUGGAACCAUAGCCAACGGAAACGGAAAUGGAAAUGGAAACGGUAAUGGAAGUAUCGGCAGCGGCAGUGCCAGCGGAAGCGAUAGUCCCAACACGAUGCUGUAUGGCAAGUCGGCUCCCAUAAAGAUCCAGAGCAAUGGACGCAGCUCGACCUCUAUUGAUUCCGAGAUGCUCAAGUCAAAGAUUCAGGAUGCGGAGCACAAGAUACUCUGCUCUAUUGACGAGGCCUUUGAGAAUCUGUCGUCGCCUGUGGAUUUGCCGGGUUCGGUGAAAACCUCGUUUUACAACCGAAAGACUAGCCAAAAGACCGUGGAACCGGUGGUGAUUAAGGCCACGCGCACACCCAAGAUAUCGCCGGAGAACUCAUUCCUCGAGACAAACUAUACCAAGGAGUGCGAGCAGAACAAUAACUGUGAGCCCAAGGUGGAUUCCAAAGAGGCUGCCAAAGAGCAGACGGAGCAGACAGUGGACAGCAAUGGCAAUAAGAAACGCAACGUGGAUGCGGCCAGUCCCUCGCUGAGCAUCUGCAGCGUCCAGUCAGGCGAUUCGGGCACGGGUUCCAGCCUCCCCCGCUCGGAGGCGACGCGGGCCAAGACCACCUACGAGUUCCUCUUCCCCAUCAGUCUAAUUGGCCAGCUGUACGGACGGAAGCGGGCGUUCAUUAACCAGAUCAAGGCCAAGACUUUGGCCAGUGUGGCGCUCAGCAAGAAUCCGUACUCGAGCAAGGUGCGCAUCUGCACUAUCGAGGGCACGGAGAGCGAAAUAGAUGCCGCCUUGGCCAUGAUCCGUCAACGUUUGCCGGCCAAGCGGUAUCCCAACUUUACCAUGCAACGCAUUCACUUUGCGCUGCCGCAGACCAUAGUUCCUCUUUCCACGGAAAGCCUCUACAACCUCCAACUGAAACUAAUCGAGGGCAUCAACAAUGAUGUGGUGGUGAGUGCCGUGCUCUCGGGCUCGCAUAUAUUUGUCCAGCAUCCGCUGCAUCCCUCGCAUCCCUCGCUGCCGAUGCUGCAGAAGCAGCUAUACGAUAGCUACUCCACCAUGGAGGCACCACAGUUGCCCAGCCUCGAGAUCAGUGCUGUCUGCGUGAUCGCCAUCAAUGGGGUGUGGUAUCGUGUCCAGAUUGUUGACACCGAUGCGGAGGAUGAGGAGCGCUGUCUGGUUAGGUUCCUUGACUUUGGUGGCUACAUGAACGUGAGCUUCACAUCGCUGCGUCAAAUUCGCACGGAUUUUAUGAGUGUGCCCUUCCAGGCCACCGAGUGCAUCCUGUCCAAUAUUGAGCCCAUCGAUGCGGCCUGGUCCCAAGAGGCGGCCGAGAUCCUCAGCAAACUUACCAAAGGCAUUGUCUUGCAAGCACAAGUCGCCGGCUACAAUAGUCACAACAUACCAGAAAUCUAUUUAUUUGCAUCCCUAGGCCCAAAUAAUGUAAUUUUUAUCAAUAAGGAACUGGUCGCCAGAAAUCUCGCGAAGUGGGUGGAGAUGCGUGACUAACAAACCAAGCAAGCUAAGUAACAAAAAUCUACAUUACAACAACAACUGAAUGCUUCAAACACUACAACAACAAGAAAAACAACAUGAAGAGGGAAUCAUGCAACUUGGAGGAUACAAAAGCUUGAGACAAUAGCAUAUAUUUGCAUAUAUAGCUUGCAAGCGAAUCCCAGUUACCAAAUUGUGUCGUUAAGUUGUGUAGGAAGCGACUGAGCCUAGAGAGAGUGCAUCCCCAUCCCCUAUAUAAUCAUAUAUAACAUCAUAUAACACACACACACACACGCAUAUAUAUAUGUAUAAGAUCAGCACACCUAACAAGCCAACAACUAAUCCCAAACACACACACAGACACAACAUGGCACAGGCAGAGUGAAGUGUUAGGCCCAGGAUUGGAGGUAAGCUAGGAGUGGGAGUUCGGUUAGGUGAGGCGUCCCUAGGGGAUCGGUUCGGAUCGGAUCUAGUUGAGCUGUGAGGGUAGCUGCCUGCAAGCCUGCAAAUUGAGAACCGCUUAAGAUAUUACCAUACUCAGUUUAUAAGUACAUAGAUUACAUACAUAUAAAUACCUCUAGUGUAAAUAGUUUUUAUAAAUUUAACAAGUAAAAACGAAAUACACACAAAAACAAACUAGACUAAAAAGCAUACCAAUAUCAAGCAAGGAAAAAAAUUAACAAAAACGCAAAAAAAAAUUAGAACAAAAGAAAAUGCGCAAAACAAAGGCAAUUAUCUGUUUUUGGCAAAUGUUGAAGCAAAAAAGAAAAAACAAAAAAAGCUGACAAAUAGUAAAGAAAACGCCAAGAUAAAAUAGGAAAGCUAAAAAAAAAACCAACAGUUUACUUUAAUUUUAAAGAUAUUUUGGUUGUAAAUAUAUAUUAUAGGAGGUUUUUUAUAGAUACAUUUUAUAUAUAAAUACAUUUAAAUUGUAUAUCGACGCAAAUUGAUGAGGAUAGUGUCUAAAAAACGUAUCGUUUAAAUACCCCUUGCAAGAAAUUCUUUGUUUUUAAAUUCGUAUUCAUAGUGAAAGCACUCAAACCGUGACAAGUACAAGAAUAUAUAUGUCCGAAUAGAAAGCAGAAAGCAGAGAGGAAAGGGAAGGCAGCUCAUCAAAACCAAAACACCAAACACAUCAGUACCCUAAAGAAGCAAACACGAAGCAGCCGCACUAAGCCACAGAAUGCCUAAACUAAACUUAACUGAAAAAAUACAAAAAUACAAGCAAGUUAAUAUAUAAUUUGUAUAUGCGUGUGUGCCAUUGUUAGUCAAGAAAGAACAAUUAGAGAACCCUGGGAAUAUAACAAUUUAAAGCUGUUUGAAAAACCCCCUAAGAACUCCAUUGUAAAUAUAAACCAUAGCAAGCAAAAAUAAUAAUAGUAAAGAGCAAAAAGAAACGAAGCUCUGUUAAAAGGAGUGAAGAACACCUCUAAAAUGCCUUGCUUUCGAAAACUCUUUUAAAAGUCACUUAAAACCUAAACCCAAAACCCUUAAAUCUUUAAUCACUGAAGCAAUGAAACAAGGAAUCGAGUAAACUAUUUAAAUGUAAGGCAAUCACUCGCUUACAGAGCUACCAAUUCUGGGUCUAAAGAAAGCACUCUAUAAUCAAUAACACACUAACCCCGCACACACACACCAACCACACACGGCAUACACAGCAUACGACAAGGAAUCAUGUUAAACAUAUUUAUUUUGUUGAAGAGAAUAAAAUUAAUUCUGCAUUGAAAGUAGAAUGUAAAGGAUAUCCAGCAGCAAGGAGAGAAACCACAUAUGCUGGAUAUAAAUUCGUCGUUGUUGUCGUCAUUGUUCUCAUUGUCGUCAUUGUCAUGUCGAAAAUAAAGCAUAAUUUAGUUAAUAAAAACGUACAAGUGAUGAUUAUGCAAAUGUAUCUGUAUAUAUCCACACAUAUAUAUCGAUAUCUAAAUACUA
Messenger RNA from Drosophila kikkawai, 4048 nucleotides. RefSeq names its product A-kinase anchor protein spoonbill (gene spoon). The record is from RefSeq and is a predicted model, not a curated record. NCBI's taxonomy places the organism in Eukaryota, Metazoa, Arthropoda, Insecta, Diptera, Drosophilidae. Gene Ontology annotation, molecular function: RNA binding.